This is a messenger RNA of Carassius gibelio (silver crucian carp), 2485 nucleotides long. Its product is annotated as UDP-glucuronosyltransferase. NCBI's taxonomy places the organism in Eukaryota, Metazoa, Chordata, Actinopteri, Cypriniformes, Cyprinidae. The transcript has 5 exons. Bases 222 to 1814 code for a protein of 530 amino acids. The record is from RefSeq and is a predicted model, not a curated record. Gene Ontology annotation, molecular function: UDP-glycosyltransferase activity.
ACUUUUAAAAAUGGUCCCUAAACUAACAUGUUUUAAUUUAAUCACACAGUUGAUUAAUCCUUUCAAGGAAUUCGCACAGAAAAACAAGUCUUGAUCCAGUUCAUUCCACAUGGUGAAGGGGACAGACUCCGGGAGUCUCGCGUUACACAAGACAUUGAUCAAUCAUUGACAGAAAGACAUCUCUCCUCGAGUAGACACUGUGAGAACGUCAAGAACCAGAGAUGAAACUGGUUGCAUUUCUGGGGUGCUUCAUGCUCGCCUUUGCAGCUGUGGGAGCCACAAUACAGCCGAGAGAACCUGGUUGGUCCGGUUCACUUUUAGUGGUCCCGAUGGAUGGGAGUCACUGGACUGGUGUGAAAGCUGUAGCGCAGGAGAUGGGCCGCAGAGGGCACAAAGUGAUGGUGGUCAUUCCAGAGGUCAGUGUACUGUUAGGACCUGGCAAAUACUACACUACUAGAACCUUUCCGGUUCCGUACGGAAAGCAACAACUGGAUGAACUACAAGCUCGGAAUGCUGAAGUAAUGGAGAGUAAGCAGCUGCCUUUGUUGGAGAAGAUCAGCACAAGGAUUAGUAACAUGAGGAAAUUUGUGGACCUCCAAAGAGCCACGGCUGAGAGUCUCCUAUUGAACCAAGAGCUGGUGGACUUCCUGAAGAAGCAAAACUUUGAUGCCGUACUCACCAGCCCAGCUGUACCAACUGGGGCCAUCCUGGCUUAUAACCUCUCCUUACCUGCUGUGUAUAUGUUGCGAGGCUUACCUUGCGGGCUAGACUCGACGGCCACUGCCUGUCCGAGCCCUCCGUCUUACAUCCCACGGUUCUUUACAAACAACUCGGACCGUAUGUCGUUUCGUCAACGUGUGCUGAAUGUUCUAGUGAGCACCGUAGAGCCAUUGCUUUGCAGACUGAUAUAUUGGUCAAUGGAGGGUGUAGCGUCCCGUUUCCUGCAGAGAGACGUAAGUGUGGCAGAGAUCCUGCGCAGUGGAGCCUUGUGGCUGCUGCGUUAUGAUUUCAGUCUAGAGUUUCCUAAACCCUUGAUGCCCAACAUGGUUCUUAUCGGGGGGAUUAACUGUGCCAUAAAAAACCCUCUUACUAAGGAGGUGGAGGAAUUUGUCGAGGGCUCUGGAGAGCAUGGUAUUGUGGUGUUCAGUCUGGGUUCUCUGGUCUCCUCCAUGCCAAAAGAGAAAGCUGCAGUCUUUUUCAAGGCUUUCAGUAUGAUUCCACAGAGGGUUCUCUGGCGGUAUACAGGUGAGAUUCCUGAUAAUGUCCCAGAAAAUGUCAAGCUGAUGAAGUGGCUUCCACAGAAUGACUUGCUCGGUCACCCCAAAGCAAAAGCCUUUAUCACUCAUGGUGGGACGCAUGGAAUCUAUGAGGGCAUUUGUCAUGGUGUGCCCAUGGUGAUGAUUCCCCUCUUUGGUGACCAGGCUGACAACGUGCACCGCAUGGCGACUCGAGGAGUGGGAGUGGUGCUCAGCAUCCAUGACAUCACUGCAGAAACACUGCUUGAUGCUCUCAACAGUGUUAUUAAUGAUGGCAGCUAUGAGCAAAGAAUGGAGAAGCUGUCGGCCAUACACAAUGACCGUCCCAUGCAGCCCCUGGAUCUUGCAGUCUACUGGACAGAGUUUGUUAUGAGACACAAAGGGGCAGACCACCUGAGACCUGCUGCUCAUGACCUGAACUGGUUUCAAUACCACAGUCUAGAUGUGAUUGGCUUCCUGCUUUUUAUUGUGCUGAUUGUAACUCUAGUAACAUUUAAAUGCUGUGCACUUUGUUGGAGACGCUGUUGUAGAAAAUUGCAGAAGAGGAAGAAAGACUGAUAAUAUAGAUUAAAAGGUGGUUUUGCUUAUAAAAGCGCACAUUUUCCACAUCUACCAUUUCAUUUUUACAUUUUCAGAAGAAAAGUUACUUUCAUCGCCUGACAACUGAGCCAGUAAAAUCUCUUUAAAACGCAGCCGUUUUGUAAAGGGGUAGCACACAUCAAGAUUUUGAAGCAGUUUCACCUGUGAAAGUGUUGUUUCUCAAGAUAAUAGUUUUACAUGCUUUCAUUUAGAUAUCACUGGACCACUGUUCACCUAAAACAUUAAAACAGUCAAGCAUUCAAAGCAACCCACUGUAAGAUAAACAGACUGCAGGUUCUAACUCUCAUAAUCAGCUGGAAUUCUGGGUCUCCCAAUUAACCCUAACCUGGGUAGAUGGAGUGUUUAAUGACACAAAUGAAAGGUUGUGUAAGAAAUAUAAGCUUGUCUAAUUUUAAUACAGAUGUUUUCUGUAUUUUUUUAAAGUGCUUCAUCAACCUUAUGAUCAACAUCAAGGCAUUCAGCAUUUUUUUUAUAUAAACAAUUGUUUUUCCUUUAAUUUCAGUCCUAAAUGACCAACAAUCAAUUUUUGUAUAAACAGUAAAUUGUUGUUGUGCACUUGUAGCCAUGAUCUGAAAAUGCACACACUAAAUUGAUUUUAAAUAAAAAUAAAAUUCCAAAAUAUGAAUACA